This is a messenger RNA of Fusarium venenatum, 1266 nucleotides long. RefSeq lists its product as uncharacterized. The record is from RefSeq and is a predicted model, not a curated record. NCBI's taxonomy places the organism in Eukaryota, Fungi, Ascomycota, Sordariomycetes, Hypocreales, Nectriaceae. Gene Ontology annotation, molecular function: FAD binding.
AUGAAAGUCCCAACCAUCGCACCAAUCGCCAUCAUCGGUGGAGGCCCAUGUGGUCUGAUCCUCGCCCGUCUACUCGAAACUGCAUGUAUCAACUAUGUUGUUUUCGAGCGCGACGCCUCACCAUCAUCAGCCGUCAAAAGUCAAGGCGGCACUCUCGACAUUCAUCCCACAACGGGUCAGGAAGCCCUUCGUCGCGCAGGUCUUCAUGAUCGAUUCAAGUCUCUUGCUCGCUACGAUGCCACCACAAUGACAUUAAUGGAUUCCCGAGGACAAUUUCGGUCCAUUUUAGGAGGUGAUGUCGACGUUGAUGGAAGCGAUAGACCAGAAAUCGAUCGUCAGCAGUUGCGGCAGAUUUUACUCGACUCCAUUCCUGCUGAACGUAUUCGUUGGGGCAAGAUAACGGAUGAUGUUGAGCGUAAGGGAAACUCUGGUUGCAAAAGCACCCGCGACUAUACGCUUAGAUUCCGCGACGGAUCAACCGAAACUGGAUUUCGAAUGAUUGUUGGAGCAGACGGUGCAUGGAGCAAAGUCCGAUCUGUUAUUACUGACGCCAAGCCCCAAUACUCUGGCAAGGCCUUCAUAGAAGGCCGGAUAUCUCCGGGCAACUCAGCAUACCAGUUGGCAGAACAAAUGGCCGGUAAAGGAACGGCAAUGGCCAUGAGCGCCAAGGCUACCCUUGCGGUACAACAAAUGUCUGAUUCAUCCUACCGAAUGUACAUGGGAUUAUUAUGCCCUGAGUCUCUGACGCUCCCUGGUGGCGAUGCCGACCCCUCCGACAUAAAAAAAGCACGAAACAUGAUGCUUGGACCUGGAGGCUUCUUUGAAUCCUGGAGAGAGGACUUGAGAACUUUGAUCGGGGCCGCUGAAGUUCCAUGGCGUCCUUGGCCACUUUACCGUCUCGACAAAAACCUCUUUUCUGAAGCAAAUAGUCAACAUCGCUGGACCCGAGCUCCUGGAGUUGUUUUACUUGGCGACGCAGCACAUUUGGCUGCUCCAAACGGCGAAGGCGUGAACCAGGCGAUGUACGACUCUCUGGUACUAUUCGAUCAAAUUCUAGCGGAAGUCGGUGCUGUUCAAGAAGGAACCUACAACCAAGAAGCCGACACAGAAGCUUUGGAGAGAGCAAUUGCUGCCUAUGAGAAGGAGAUGAAGCCCCGCGCUUAUGAGCAUAUUCAGAGCAGUAUCGAUAUGGAGACAUUGAUGUAUAAUGAUGAUGGAGCGCAGCAGAUGAUAGCAGCUUUUGCUGAGGAGCAUGGUUCAAAAUGA